Molecule: messenger RNA, 3190 nt
Organism: Cynoglossus semilaevis (tongue sole)
Lineage: Eukaryota; Metazoa; Chordata; Actinopteri; Pleuronectiformes; Cynoglossidae
Product: putative zinc finger protein 286B
Exons: 8
Coding region: 468-2513 (681 amino acids)
Biological process (GO): regulation of gene expression
Cellular component (GO): nucleus
Source: RefSeq, a predicted model, not a curated record
CUUUAAACGUUGAAAUUGACCAAAAUAAACUCUAUUCAGAGAAUAAAUAAACCAAAUCUGUGUUUAAUGACUGCGUUUCUGAGCGAAACAAGAUGGCCGUGUGUGUGUGUCACACCUCAGGUCGAGAACCCGGUGUUAGCACUCGUGUUAGCUUUUAUUUAGCCGGUUUGAAGCGGCGUUGGUUGCUAGUUGACGGCUUCUGGAUUAGACUGGUUAACUACCGGGUUAGCCAUGAACUUGUAGCUGUGUUGUUUGAAUAGCUUCUCUGCUAGCCGCUAACCCAUAAGUCCCGGUUUAGUUGUUGCUUUCACCCCUUGUUGGCAACUGUUUUUGAUGUUCGGUUAGCUUGUGAUUUUAGCCAUUGCUAAUGUUAGCGCGCGAUGGCUUUACCUGCAGUUUGGCGUUGCUAAGGGGUAAAUGGGUGUUUUAGCUGCUGAGCAUUUAGCUGCUGUGUUAGCCAGUGAAGAAUGACGUCAGAGGAGAGUCUGAAGGAGUUUGUGAAGCAGCGACUAACUGCUGCUGCUCAACAGAUAUUCUCCAUCUUCCAACAAAACCUCGACCAGUGCCAAGACGAGAUGCAGCGUCAGCGCCAACUGCUGGACGUCAUUUUAAAACCGGAGCGCAGGCCAAACGGAGCAGAACUGCCACACAAAUCUGGUUUUGUGGAGGAGUGGAAGUCAUGUUUGGAGCAGCGUACCCUCUGCAUCCGCCAGGAGGGGGGGCUGCUCGCAGGGAGCCACUGUAACGUUGGAGAGGAGUUUGUGAAGCAGAGAAUCUGUGCUGCCGCUGACGACCUGUGGUCUCUGCUGGAGUCGGUCUUCACUGGGCAGCAGGCGGACAGAGACGGUCGGGACCCAGGUGGGCUGAGGCCCAUGACAGAGCCUCCUCUGCUCCCUGUCUGCAAGGAGGAGGAGGAGGAGAGGAGCUGCAGUCUGACUCCACACACGAAGGAGGAGCAGCUGGACUUUUGUAGCACUCAGGAUGUGGAGCAGCUGGUUCUGAAGCAGCAGCAGGAGGAGGAGGAGGAGGAGGAGGGAACUCCUUCUGACGGGGACAGAGGACAGCGCCUCGCAGGGAGCCACUGUAACGUUGGAGAAGAGUUUGUGAAGCAGAGAAUCUGUGCUGCCGCUGACGACCUGUGGUCUCUGCUGGAGUCGGUCUUCACUGGGCAGCAGGCGGACAGAGACGGUCGGGACCCAGGUGGGCUGAGGCCCACGACAGAGCCUCCUCUGCUCCCUGUCUGCAAGGAGGAGGAGGAGGAGAGGAGCUGCAGUCUGACUCCACACACGAAGGAGGAGCAGCUGGACUUUUGUAGCACUCAGGAUGUGGAGCAGCUGGUUCUGAAGCAGCAGCAGCAGGAGGAGGAGGAGGAGGGAACUCACCGCCACAGUCAGAACCGCUUUGUGGAUGAAGAGCUGACAGCUGCUGUUGACGACAUAUUCAGCGUCAUAGAGAGAUUUCUCUGCACCUCCACGUGGGAACAUCAGCACCCUCUGCUGGAUGUAGUCAGAAGUAGCCAUCAGAGGAGGACAGAGCGAUCACAGCAGCAGAAGUCCAGGUUGGACAGAGAAAAUACUGAGGCUCUAUGGAUUAAGGAGGAGGAGGUGGAAAGAGAGGAGCAGCUGCUCCUGAAGCAGGACAAGGCUCAGAACGUUGACCUGACUGAAGCCUCACUUUCUGAAAACUCUCCUGGAUUUGGGAGCUGUGGCCAGACAGGAAGUGAUGUCGCCGUUGACCAGGGAACAAAGAGCCGGCCUCCUGCUCCCAAAACUAAAAAAACCUUUAAAUGUGAGACAUGUGGAAAGACAUCCCAGCGCCGAUACCUUCACCUCCAGCACGUCAGGACCCACACGGGGGAGAAGCCGUACACCUGUGAAACAUGUGGGAACUGCUUCAACCAGAAGUCGGCGUUGAACCAGCACAUGAGAAUCCACACAGGAGAGAAGCCCUUCCUGUGUAAGACCUGUGGAAGGACGUUUGGCCAGGCGUCCUCGCUGCGAGCCCACCGGAUCAUCCACACGGACGAGAAGCCGCACGAGUGCCGCUUCUGCGGAAUGACCUUUGCCCUGCUGGAGCGCCUGAUCCGUCACACCAGAGUCCACACGGACGAGAGGCCGUACGCCUGUCAGGUCUGUGGGAGGAGCUUCAGACAGAGCACGUCCCUGAGCGUCCACCUGAGGGUCCACAGCGGGGAGCGGCCGUACCAGUGCGGCUUCUGCGGCAAAGGCUUCGUGGACAAGUCGGGUGUGAACGCUCACCAGAAAAUCCACCUGGGAGAGAAACCCCACCGCUGCCGGACCUGUGGGAAGUUCUUCAGGAACACCAAUCAGCUGAAGAUUCACACGAGGAUUCACACCGGAGAGAAGCCGUUCACCUGCCGCAGUUGUGGCCGGCGCUUCAACCAGCUAGCCUCGUUCCAGAAACAUCUAGAAACUCACGGAGAUCACAUGACCAGGGACGACUGGACGUUCGUGGAAGAAGACUCGCCGUCAUUUAUUCCUGAAGACGCCUGAGACUGCGCCACCUGUCUGUAGACCACUAGACCGUGAUUAUAACUCAAAGUAUAGUCGCUGCAGCUGAGAUGGUUAUUAGGGAUGUCCGAUAACAUCGGCCGACUGAUGUUAGCUUAUCUGUUAGAAUCUUUAUCGGGGUUUUUUUUCUCCGAUAAUGAAAACCCGAUAAGGCAACGCCUGGCUUUGGCCAAACGAUGACUGCCCUGAAAAUAGUUCAAAGCCCCGGGGACAGACCAAUCAGACGCCUCGGUCUCUGAAGGACUUUUAGCUGCAGUCACUGGUUCUAAACUCUCAGUCCAGAUUCUCCAGAAACUCCUCCUUCUCCACCUCCUCACCCGUAGUCGGCGCUGUUGUCAGACACAGCGCACGACAAAGCGUUCCAACACAAGGAACAGAACCCACUGCGCAUGUGCACUACAACAUGGUGCGUUCAAGGCAGCCAAGAACCGUCAGAAAAAGUAGAAGGUCAGACCAGAACAUAAACAUUUAUUCACCGACCGUCACAAUAAGAAAUGAACGCAGACCAUUAUCAACGCUCAACAAGGCUCUGGCCACUAGAUGGCAGCAUUGUAGCUUCUUUCAUUAAUCUACAGUGAUAACCAGGUGAUUGUCUGUAGAAUGCUGGUGCAGCAACUCUGACACUGGUUUGGACAGAGAAAUAAAGAAAUAUUACCAGG